Messenger RNA from Macrobrachium nipponense, 4584 nucleotides. Its product is annotated as nephrin-like. The record is from RefSeq and is a predicted model, not a curated record. The coding region runs from base 780 to 3836 and encodes 1018 amino acids. The transcript is spliced from 16 exons. Gene Ontology annotation, molecular function: protein binding. Lineage: Eukaryota; Metazoa; Arthropoda; Malacostraca; Decapoda; Palaemonidae.
UGGGUCAGUUACCUGCGGAGACUGGCAGUGUGAGGACGGGUUCCGGGGUCGCUGCUCUGUCUGUCUGUCGAUCGUUUCGAGGUGUGACAGCAGAAGCAGGUCUAGGUCUCUCAGGUCUCCUCGUUCAUUUUGAUCUAUAGGGCAGCUUCUAUGCCAAGCUGCCGGUGAGAGGGGAUUUCGAGAGAUAUGAGCUUCCGGGCAUGAUACCAGUGCCACGGAUGACAUUCCAGUGACUUGGGAGGAUGUAUGAAUGGUGACGGUUUCCAGUAGAUCCUCGAUAUUGGAAAACUUUUAUUUUUCUGUUGAAAAUACCGAGGAAGGGGGGGAAAAGUUGGGGAUACAUUCUGUUGGUUUCUGAAUCUACUUUUCAAAAAGCGAAUGGAUUUCCUAUUUGGAGGAUGACGUCUUUCAAGUGCAGUCAUGUGGACUUUAUCGAGGAAGAAAAUUGAAGUUUAUUUUUUUUAUUCACUCGAAGUAAUGGGAUCUGAAUAAUCGAGGGAGUUAUUGCUCAGAAAUAUUAUCCUUUAGAAUGAAGCAAACUGACGCCUUAUGACGUUUUAAGAGACGAUGCGACGAAGCAGCAGCCAACUGCUUACGAACCAUGCAUCGAAGGACACACUCGUUCAUCUAAGAGUCACUCUCGUCGCAUGAGAGGUUUUUCGUUCGAAUAAAUCUGAAGAGGAAAAGUUGAAGAUAGUGUCAGUCGAGUGAGAGUCGAUUCUGCCUCGUGUUUUUGUUAGCCAGUGUUGUGAUAAGUGCCAAAUACUGUGAGUGCCACGAUGAAGGUCUUAUUCGCGCUUUUCGUCUUAUACGUCGUGACAGCUGAUGGAGCCAAACCUAAAGUUCGGAUUGGACUCGAACACAGUCCCCUAACGAGCGUCCAGGCGGUAGAGGGUGACAAAGUCCUCCUUCCCUGUGAUGUGCGGCCUCCUGAACCAGACGAUGAUACUAUUCUAGUACUUUUCUACAGAGGAUCGAUUGGGACCCCUAUAUACAGCAUUGACGGACGCAACGGCCCUGUACGCCAGGCCCACCACUGGUCCGACGAAAACACGCUCGGCAAGAGAGCCUACUUCGACCUCUCCGCCAAUCCUUCGGGUCUCGUCAUCAACCCUGUCAGAUCCUCGGACCACGACAUGUACCGGUGUAGGACCGACUUCCGGUCCUCUCCGACCAAAAACGUUAGAGUUCAGUUACAGAUAAUUGUUCCCCCGAGGCGUAUGAGGAUCGUGACGGAAGCCGGGGUCGACGUCAGCGGAGUCAUAGGUCCUUAUCCGGUCGGUGCAUCGCUCAAGCUGCAGUGCAUAGUCGAAGGAGGCCAACCGAGACCCCACCUGAUUUGGUGGAACGAAAACAAAUUGCUGGACGACGUGGCGGAGGAGAAACUGAAAGAGGUCACGGUCAAUACCCUCACUCUGCCCUCGCUCUCCCGCGGUGACCUUUAUAAGGUGUUCACCUGCCAGGCCUCGAAUUCGAACAUAUCAGCCGCCUUGGCUGCUGCUGUUACGCUGGAUAUGAGCUUCCCACCUCUGGAUGUGCGGAUUCACGGAGACGUCAACCGUCCAUUCUCCGAGGGAGAGAGGUAUCAGAUCGUCUGCGAAUCAUCUGGAUCUCGGCCCACGGCUACAAUCACCUGGUGGAAGAACAGCAUCCUCAUGACAGAUGCCAGGACGCAGGUAUUCCAGGAAGGGAACGUCAGCAGAUCGACCCUACACCUGAUGCCCUCACUAUCUGACGACGGUGUCCACAUCUCCUGCAGGGCCAAAAACCCCUUGGUACCGGCUGCCGUCAUGGAGGACUCGAUUAAGCUCAAAGUUCAUUACACGCCGAGACUGUCCUUGGCAGCCGGGCAGAACUUGGACAUGGAGGACAUAAAGGAAGGAGACGACGUCUACUUCGAGUGUGGGAUUCUGGCGAAUCCGAAAGUAUUCAAAGUCCAGUGGUUCCAUAAUGGCGAAGAGAUCUGCCAAAACGUGACAGCGGGAGUAAUUCAGAGCAACCAAAGCCUCGUCCUCCAACGCGUGACGAAAUCUUCCUCGGGGCAGUACACCUGCGCAGCAUCGAACCUGCACGGAAGCAGCAGCUCGAACGCUGUCCAGCUCAGCGUCAAAUUUUCUCCGCUGUGUCGCUCCGGUCAGAAAAUUGUUUAUGGUGCUGGCAAGGAGGAAGAAUUGAACAUCACCUGUAGCAUUGAAGCUCAUCCUGAACCAACACACUACAGAUGGGCCUUCAAUACUUCAUCCGAAGUUAUGGACCUUCCGUCAGACCGCAUCUGGGUCGUUGGGAAAGGACGCAGUCAGGCGUCCUACACUCCACACUCUCAUCAGGACUACGGUUCUCUCCUCUGCUGGGCGGAGAACGACGUAGGGAUGCAGGUGAAGCCUUGCAUAUACCAUAUCAUACACGCAGCGCCACCUGACCCCGUGAACAACUGCACAGUGGAGAACGUCAGUUCGACAAGCGUCGACGUCCAAUGCCAGGCUGGCUGGGACGGGGGCCUGUCGCAGACCUUCACGCUCUCCGUCAGCCACGCCAACGGACAGACCCGAGGGCAGGACAAGAAGGAGGAGGCUCCGCGGGUCCUGGCGAAUACCUCCACGUCCCCGAGGCCUCAGUUCAGCCUCAUGGGGCUCCAGCCGGGGACGGAAUACAUCCUCACCAUCAUGGGAGUCAACAAGAAGGGGCAGAGCGAGGCUGUCAGAAUGGCCAUCUUCACCUUGCAAGACAAGGCGGAGAAGAGGACGAGUCCAGUCAAGGGCAGCGGGAUGGCCAUGACCUCUCUUGUGGGCGUGGUAGUGGGAGUCCUGACCUCGCUCCUGGUGACGGCCCUCGUCAUACUGGCUGUGGUGAGGUCAAAGCGAGGCCAGAUCCGUAAGCCCGAGGUCAAGAUGGUGUACCACAAGGGGCCCGGCUGUUCGUCAAGAGGUAAUGACGAAGAAGGAGGUGCAGAUGAUCCCAACCCGGAUGUUAUACCAGUCAAUGAUGACCAUCAGGUCUCAACGCCAGAAACCUCCCAACAGCCACAACAGCAGCAGGUAAACAUCGUGAAGGGUGUCGUCUUGGACCAACAACAAGCUCCCCGAACGAUAGACAUGUACAGCGAUCCUAACAAGCAGCAGGUCAUGAAGGACUACCUCCAGGGACACGACGGAUCGUUCUAUAUAAAUCCGGGGACACUCAUGAAGCAGAAAACUGGAGGCCUGCCUCUUGAUCCAGAUCCAAUGUCUUUAAUGGGCUGCCCUCUGGCCGCUUCCACGCCCACGGCAAUCAGCACAGCACCGGCUGUGUACAGCCCUCACGAAGGGCCCUUGACCACGCUGUCGAGGCAGCCGCCCCCGUAUGGAGCAACUGUGUCCAGCCCUGUGAUCACGCCCUACUCUCAUCCAGUUGCUCCUGGGCCCCACUCAUACGUGCCCCAGUACGAGCACACCCCAGCGGCAGCAGCAGCAGCUACUUCCACUUACAACCCAGAGCUAGGUUUCAUGCCCUUACCCACAUCCUACACCCAAGACUUCCCGCCGGACCCGUUGUCGAAGUCCUACGGCUCUGAGAUCGAGGCCCUACCGCCUUGCUACGCCGAGUAUAACCUCAGCCUUGGCAGGAAAAAGAGACAAGCCAUGGGUUGCGGCAGCGGCCCGCUAGGUAGUAAGACCGGCAUUUCUCACGCUUCCACGUUUUCCAUGGGUCCAUCUGUAGGGCAAGGCGGUGGCUGCUCUCCGGAGGGGCUGACGGGAUGUCCUGUGGGGCAAGAUACCUCCGCGGCGGGGGGACCCUGGCCCCAUCAACCUGCAGAGAGGGAUCCGGGGAGCCCCCAGCAUCGGGAGAGCUCAGUUUAGCAUCAUAGUUUUUUGUUAAUGCCAUACGAAGAGUUUUUAUCUAUUGUGAAUUUUGCAUUACCACUUAUAAGUUAAAGACGAGAUCACCAAAUAUCGCCGUACACUGAUCUCCAGAGGACACCCCAGAUAUACUGAGUAAAAAAACAAAAAAACAAAAAACAAAAACAGAAGAAAAAAAAUCGCAUCGUGAGACUGUUUGUAUGUUGUCUUGGUGUGUAUUGCUGUCGGAAAAGAAGUCACUCACUCUCUGCCGAAGGUCAACCUCAAGCUCAAGGAGUUGUUGUCUUGUUCAUCAUAUCCUGUGAUGUUGGAUUACAAUAGGAAGCAAUAUUCGUGCAUCUACCAGACUCGGUUUCCUUCCGCCAUAUUUCAGUGUUUCCUGUAGAGUUCUGACUCUGUUGGUGCUAUGUUUGUUUAUAUCCUUUACUUUUCAUGUUGUAAACUCACUGACUCCUCGGUUUUUUAAUCACUUAGUCAGCAGUCAUUGCAUUUUAUAGGAACUUCAGACCUAUUCCAAAACUAAGUAUUCCAAAACUAAGUAUUUCCACUUAACUUUAAUUUCGCUAAAUUAUAAUAACAGGAAUUGUUUCUUUUGUAAUGGACGACUCUUUUUAUUUUAAUGGAAGAUACUUUUGCAAUUUUCAAAAACGACUCAUAAUAUUGAUUGUUAUUAUAUCUAUUUCGAAAUUAAAUACACCACUAAAGACAUUUUCUUACGAUCACCGACAUACCAAACAUGAUUACGUGA